Molecule: messenger RNA, 2004 nt
Organism: Rhizopus microsporus ATCC 52813
Lineage: Eukaryota; Fungi; Mucoromycota; Mucoromycetes; Mucorales; Rhizopodaceae
Product: p53-like transcription factor
Exons: 4
Coding region: 104-1738 (544 amino acids)
Biological process (GO): positive regulation of transcription by RNA polymerase II; meiotic cell cycle
Cellular component (GO): nuclear chromosome
Molecular function (GO): DNA binding; DNA-binding transcription factor activity
Source: RefSeq, a predicted model, not a curated record
AUUUUCUUUCUUUUCCCUCUCUUUCUUUUCUCUCUUUUGAUUUGAUAUCUUUUAGAGCAAAAGAAGUCAUCAGUUUCCCUUAUUCCCCUUUUUUAUAUAUUAAAUGAAUUCUGCGCACGACUCAAAAGAUUGGCAAAUGUCCCAAGCUAAUUUACAUCAUCCAAUAAUGGCUGAAAGUCCUGUAACUCACCAUCAACCUUCUCAAUAUUCAUCAAUGCCUUCAAUGGACCAUCACUAUUCUCAAACUUACUCUCAAGGCUCUAUGCAUCCUCCUGUACAUCAUCAACCUCCUCCCCCUCCUCCUCCAACAAGCUUUUUGCCUCAUGCAAAGUCUGAAUCUGAUCCACGAUUACCUAGCAUGAUGGCCCUUUCUCAACCCAGCACGCCUCGUCCUGGUCCUCAUUCUCCCACAGCAAAGAAACCACACCCCGCCUACGGCCCUUCCUCUUUCCAUCCUGCCCCAUAUGCUCAUCCUGUGCUUGCGCGUAAAAGAGGAAGAAGUGAACUUUUUUCUGCUGAACUUGGUCCCUUCUUUAGCUCUACAAAACCUUUUGAUAACUUGUAUGCUGCAGACAGAACCACAUUACUAACCGUUCGAAUUCAAGCAAAGAUGGAUCGGGGUUUCUUUUUAGCUGAUAAUGACUGGACUUGCUACCGCAGAAAUUAUUUCCAAGUCAGUGGCGCGUUUUCCAUUCAUGGAUUGAAUCAUUACUAUGCUGACCAAGACACACAAUGUUAUGUACAACAUGAUGGUCAAUUCCAUCCUGUCCUUCACUUUUCAAUGUGUAUCUCUGCUCGUGUAUCCAAUAGCGAUAAGAAGAUCGAACUUGUCCAGCACACACCUAAACGUGAUAAAGGUCCACAAACCACACCAUCCCCCAAACCUAUCAUGCCUGGCGGUAAUUUGAACAUGAGUUCAGUUGGAGCUAAUCAAAGCAUUGUUACAUUCGAACGUAUUCAAUUCAAGACAGCAACUGCUAACAACGGCAAGCGACGUGCUGCACAACAAUACUAUGUCUGUCUCGUUGACCUUUAUGCAGAGAUUGAUGGCAACCAGCGUGUGAAGGUGGCCUCUUGCCAAUCUGCUCCAUUGGUCGUUCGCGGCCGUAGCCCUGGUCAUUACUCUGACAACCAUGAACGAUAUGAAAACAGCAUGGUCAUGGCACCUCCUCCACCUCAAGACGACAGAUUUAGUGCACCUUUCCCUAGACCCCCUAUGACACCUCCUGCCGUCAUGGGCUCUGAAUAUGGCUCACCUUAUCCUUACUCGGCAUACCCCGGUUAUCCUCCUUUCAACCCUAUGAACGGUUCUCUUCCAUCUGGCAUGAUGAUGAACUCUACGCCACCUACACCCACUAGUGGACCUGGACCACAACAGGGGCCUUACAUGGUCCCAAGUAUGACCUCAGACCCUUCUUCGUCUGAAACAUCCUCCCCUGAUCUCUACCAGGGCGAAUUUAAUAAUGGAGCUCCACCUACUGGAUUACCAGAUGACAAUAAACUGCCACAACAACAGCAACAGCAACAACAGCAACCACCUCAAGGCAUGAUGCCUAUCGAUCAUGCUGACUGGGCCCGCGGACGCAUGAACUCAGCAGGUCACAUUCAAUCCCCAUAUGAACAGCAUAAUUCAUACUUUUCUCAACCUCCAUCAUCACAGUCCUACUCUAAUACUUCAGCUCCUUCAACACCUUAUGGCCCACCUAGAAAGUUUACUCACCAGCAGCAUGCGUCAUAGCUUGUAUAAAUACUUUCUGCAAAAUAACUUUCUACAUAUGGUCCCUUCAUACCUAUAAUUGUUUUCCUCCCUUUAUAUUGUAAGUUAUAUGUAAUUUUCAGCCCAUGCAACCUAAAAAAAAAGAACUUCCCCUCAUCCCCCUUUUUUAUUCUUCUUUAUAUUCAACCACGCUUUUUGUUUAUUUUAUUAUAUAUUGUUUUAUCUUGACAAUUCACCCUUCUUUUUUAUGUUUAUAAUUGAGCUUAUAUAUAAAUAUUAUACUUAAU